AUGAUAAAAUUCCUCUUACUUGAUUCUUUAUUUUCUCAAUUCAAUUUUCAGCGCCUUCUUGGAGUUCAAAGUCGCCCAAAUCCUCUUGAAGAUUGGGAUCAGCUGUACAAUUUGAAUAAUCAAGUUGGCCUUAGGAAUGACUGUAGAAAGUUGGCUAAGUUACUCGAUAAUAAAAAGUCUGUUCCUGAAUUGGAAUCCUUUAUGACACUCUACUGUAAACGGAGGAAUGUGGAUUACAAAAAGGACAGUGGAUGGAUCGUGGUAAAUUUCAUGUAUCCAUUUAGUAUAGCCCAAAAGCUUGGUAUUAAAAAUUUGGAUUUUGCUGAAAUUUCUCUCGUACUGGAGAAAAUCCUCAAAUUCGAUCUUCCUCAAGAGCACGUGUUUAACGUGUUCUUUGCAUUCACAACUAAAUACAUUCCCAAGUCAGCGAUAUUUUGCAUCAGCGAUAUCACCUUAGCAUGUACAAAGGUAAUGUUUAGGGAGACAAAAGAAAGCGCACAAAUCUAUGAUUUAUUUCGUCUCUUGCUGCAGUAUCACGAUCCCCAAAUCAGCUCUCAUCUGGAUUCGCUCAAAUGCCCUCCACAUUGUUACGCAAGUCAGUGGUUUUCUACCAUUCUUGCAGCAAGUGUUAAUGAUGAAGUUUGCAAGGUUCUGUGGGAAUUAUAUAUAGAAAAGGUAUGUUUGGCCUGUACUAUUUGGUGUUGUGAUUUUCAUUACCUAAUAUUUGGUUCUAAUUACGACGAUGAGGCUGGAGAUCUGAAAGUUAGUAAACUACUGUGCUUGCCAGUGACUGUUCAAGAGUUAGUCAAGAAGGAUCGAGCUGCUGUAACUGUGAGUUUUCCUACUGCUAGUUAA
Molecule: messenger RNA, 855 nt
Organism: Strongylus vulgaris
Lineage: Eukaryota; Metazoa; Nematoda; Chromadorea; Rhabditida; Strongylidae
Source: the annotation of a GenBank genome assembly